AUGGAGAGUUAUAGAAAAUACCCUGUGAAGAUGCUGCAAGCGACUGUGCUGCAGCAGGCAUCCUGGUAUUUGUUCAAACCCAGGCUUAUUCCACAUUGCUGGGCAAUCCCUGUCCAGCAGAGGUUAAAAGGCCACUUUGCCACAGGGGUUAGGACGUUGCCUUUUUCAGCUGAAUACUUGGUUGAAAUCAACAAAGUCUUGCUGGCCAUGGCUGAUGUGGAACUGCUGCUGAAUGCACCAGAGCUAAAUACUGGCAUCUAUGAGGAUUUUUCCACUCAGGAAGAUGCACUAAAGAAUGUAAAAGAUAUUUUGGAUAAACUUGGGGAUCAAAUUGCAGUCAUACAUGAGAAGCAACCUGAUGUUAUAUUAGAAGCAUCUGGACCUGAGGCGAUACAAAUAGGAGAUGCGCUAACCCAGUUGAAUGCAGAAUGGGAUAGAAUUAAUAGAAUGUACAAUGAUCGUAAGUGUGGCUUUGACAGAGCGAUUGAGGCAUGGAGGCAGUUCCACUGUGAUCUCAAUGACCUCUCCCACUGGAUAACGGAAGCUGAAGUGUUAUUAGCCGAUGCCCGUGGUCCAGAUGGCACCCUGGACCUGCAGACAGCUGGGCUGCAUCAGCAGGAACUUGAAGAGGGAGUCAGCAGCCAUCAGACAAGUGUUUCAGCAUUGAACAGAACUGGAGAAGGGAUCAUACAGAAACUGUCUGCUACAGAUGGGAGCUUCCUGCAGGAGAAGCUGGUGGGAUUGAACAGACGCUGGAAAACAAUCACUGCAGAGGUCAUGGAUAGACAACAGAGACUAAAAGGAGAGAAUCAGCAGCUGAUAGAGUACAGAAAGAAGCUUGAUGAGCUGCGUUGCUGGUUGGAAAAUGUAGAAAAUGCUCUGGACACAAGAUUUACAUUCAACCAUGAAGAAAACUUGCGAGAAUUACAGGUCUUAGGUGAAGAGAUGGAAGUACAGGGAGACAAACUGGAAUGGCUGAACAGGACUGAACCUGAAGUGCUUUUGGAUAAAAAUGUUGAUCUUCAGGAAAAAGAUAGACUUUCCGAUUGCCUGCAGUCCCUCAAUGUGAGGUGGAAUAAGGUGUUCAGAGAAGUGCCUGACAGAGUGAGAGAAUUGGAGACAUUUGUUGGGCAGUCUCAUCGUCUUACACAGACAAAGCCUUCUGAUGUCCAAAAGGUGGUGCUAGUAUCUUCUUCAUUGGAAAUUCCUGUUCAGACUCAGCAGUCUUUGGAACUUUCCACACCUGCUGAUCUGGAUAAAACUACAACUGAGCUGGCUGACUGGUUGGGAUUGAUUGAUCAGAUGCUCAAGUCAAACAUAGUCACCGUGGGAAAUACCGAAGAGAUCAAUCGGACUAUUGGACGAAUGAAAAUAACAAAGGCAGAUUUGGACCAGCGGCACCCUCAGCUUGAUUCUGUUUUUACAUUGGCUCAGAAUUUGAAAAAUAAAGCUUCCAGUUCAGACGUUAGAACAGCGAUCACAGAAAAAUUGGAGAAGGUGAAGAAUCAGUGGGACAAUACCGAGCACGGUGUGGAGGUGCGGCAGCAGCAGCUGAAGUACAUGCUGACAGACAGCAUGCAGUGGGAAGAGCAGAGGCAGGAAAUGGAGCACCUCAUGGAGCAGUGUGAGAUCCGUCUGCGUAUGCUCCUGCAGGCCCCAAAAGAGAUGCUCACCAAACAGAUUUCAGACAACAAACUGUUAGUACAGGAUUUGCAUAGAGGUGACAUCACGGUAGCUGCAUUCAAUGAUCUUUCUAAUAAACUUCUUCGAGAGUAUCGUGAUGAUGACACAAGAAGGGUGAAGGAAACCACUGACCAGAUGAACACUUGUUGGGUUAAUCUGAACCAAAGAGCUGUUGACAGGCAGAAUUUCUUGGAGACAGAGCUGAAGACAGUACAGGCCUCACACAGGGAUCUGGAGGGCUUCCUCAAGUGGCUUCAAGAGGCAGAGACAACAGUUAAUGUUCUAGCAGAUGCAUCCCAGCGUGAGAACACUGCUCAGGACAGUGCCUGCAUAAGGGAACUCAGAAAGCAGAUCCAG
Messenger RNA from Balearica regulorum gibbericeps (East African grey crowned-crane), 2040 nucleotides. Lineage: Eukaryota; Metazoa; Chordata; Aves; Gruiformes; Gruidae. The record is from RefSeq and is a predicted model, not a curated record.